UAUAAUUGUCUAUUAUUACUAAAUCUCCUCCUUUCUAGAGAAGUUAAUUUCUCUUUUUUCAUUAUUAAUAAUACUUAAGUAUUUUGGGGCACAUAUUAAAGUAAUAUAAUGGGAGGAACUUCAUCUCCUUGUGCAUCCUGCAAAUUAUUAAGGCGUAGGUGUGCAAAAGACUGCAUAUUUGCUCCAUAUUUUCCACCACAUGAACCCCACAAGUUUGCCAUUGUUCACAAAGUCUUUGGUGCUAGCAAUAUUAGCAAGAUACUGCAGGAAUUACCUAUACAACAGAGAACAGAUGCAGUAAACAGUUUAGUAUAUGAAGCAAAUGCAAGAAUGAGAGAUCCUGUUUAUGGUUGUGUUGGUGCUAUUUCUUUUUUACAAAAUCAAAUCUCACAAUUAGAAAUGCAACUUGCUAUGGCCCAAGCAGAAAUAUUAUGCAUCCAAAUGCAGAAUAAUCAACACCCUUUUCCUAAUUAUAAUAAUAAUAAUUAUAAUUUGUCUGAAAUUCAAAUUGAUAAUAAUAAUAAUAAUAAUAAUAAUAAUAAUAAUCUGCAACAGUACCUUAGUUUGUUGCAAAUUAUUAAUAAUUCAAAUUAA
Solanum dulcamara is the source of this 594-nucleotide messenger RNA. Its product is annotated as LOB domain-containing protein 12-like. The transcript is spliced from 2 exons. The record is from RefSeq and is a predicted model, not a curated record. Lineage: Eukaryota; Viridiplantae; Streptophyta; Magnoliopsida; Solanales; Solanaceae. Bases 109 to 594 code for a protein of 161 amino acids.